Brettanomyces bruxellensis is the source of this 1206-nucleotide messenger RNA. RefSeq lists its product as uncharacterized. The transcript has a single exon. Bases 1 to 1206 code for a protein of 401 amino acids. The record is from RefSeq and is a predicted model, not a curated record. Lineage: Eukaryota; Fungi; Ascomycota; Pichiomycetes; Pichiales; Pichiaceae.
AUGUUCUCUUUUCUGAGAAUUGUGGGGAAGAGGGCUUUGGUUUAUAGCUUUCCGAAAGCGCAAAGAGGAUAUACAAUUAAUGCACAAACAUGCCUGAGGAGAUGGAUACAUACAGAGAAAGUCAAAACAUCAGAUGGAUUAAAUAAGCAAAGGUUUGAUAGUCUCAAGUUGCUAGCCCAUAAUGAGUUUCUAGAGAACAAAUCACUGGCGAGUGAAAAGAAGGCUUCGGAAAAAGCUUUUGAGAUAGUGAGUACAGUGAAAGCAUACCAGGAUUCUAUAUACGAAUACAGGAAACUUCAUCCAGAGAAAGAGCCGCUUAUUAUAGAAUCAAACAAGUUGUUGGCCGAAAUCCUUAGAAGCAAAAAGAUCAACUUUGAUGAAACGUUGCUUACGAAAAUAUUAAAGCUUGAGCCUAAAUAUCCGACGUUAAAGACAAUAGUGGAGGCCUACUAUUCCCAGGAUAGUAAGUUGUACAUCCCAGUUGAGUUGGCAACCAUACCGUUUCGUCGGCUUUUGUGGGAUGCCAGUUUCCAGGAUGCAUUGGACUAUAUUGAGCUUACUACCGGUUCGGAACGGUACUUCAAUCACAGGAAAUCCCUCAUUAAACGCUAUGUUGGGUAUUUUGGAGGCUCUAUAGCCGUUUUGAUUGGAUCAAUUCAUGCAGUUGUUCUUCUUUUCUUUCCAGAAAUACUCCACUCAGGCACGGGAGGAACGCAUUUUGGAAUAUAUGGAAUAUAUGCGAUGAUCAUCACGUACUUUGUGAAUUGCGGCUUUCUUGCCACGAUGGCCUUUUCAUCCAGAGGAAUGGAAAACGGCUCAUUGCUCUUUGAGCAUGGAUCAAUGCCAUGGAACUGGUAUCAGAAAGUUGAUGAGAUGGAGAUGUGUGCAAAAGUGUUGGAGGCAGAUGCUGCCAUUCACGGUGAAGAAGGCUUCGCAACUAGGCCAAUCGUUUCAAGGAUAAACUCUAUGGGUUUUGUAGUGAAUGAGCCGGAGCAGGAAGUCAUGAUGAGGCAGUACUGGUACUCUUCUGGGGAAGGCUUUACCUGGGUAGAGCCGGAUUUGGAUCCUGCAGAAAUUCAGUGGUGGAAUCACUUGAAAGAAAUUGGCGUCAAGAAGUUUUGGGACAAGGAUUAUGUGAAGCUUGAAGGAUCGCCUGAUGUUGAAGAAAACAGCGAUGACGAGGAUCUUAUUCUACCCGAUAAAUGA